This is a messenger RNA of Homalodisca vitripennis (glassy-winged sharpshooter), 5288 nucleotides long. Its product is annotated as transcription factor E4F1-like. The record is from RefSeq and is a predicted model, not a curated record. Gene Ontology annotation, cellular component: nucleus. NCBI's taxonomy places the organism in Eukaryota, Metazoa, Arthropoda, Insecta, Hemiptera, Cicadellidae. Bases 342 to 1055 code for a protein of 237 amino acids. Gene Ontology annotation, biological process: regulation of transcription by RNA polymerase II. Gene Ontology annotation, molecular function: DNA-binding transcription factor activity, RNA polymerase II-specific; RNA polymerase II transcription regulatory region sequence-specific DNA binding. The transcript has 7 exons.
GAAAUUAACAAUAUAUGUUCCAUAAUGUUUUACAUACAACUAACAAAUUUAAAACUGUAACAAUCCCAUACUAGUACACUUUGCAGCUUCAUAACAUUAUCAAAGCCCUCUUAAAAGCAAAUAUCCGAAAAACAUUGUACACUACAACCGCCCAAAUGAACAACGUGCUACGUUUACAACUGAACAGAUCAGAACAUUGACGUAUCAGGCUCAACGAUGAUUCUGAAUAAGCACAUUUUCUGAAUAAUUCCUCUGUUACUGUGAGGUGUAACAGUACAGGCUAAUAAGAUAGAAACCCUAAACAAGUAAGCCUCUGAAGUUUGAAAUCGUGAAGACAUAUAAUGGAUCGUUAUCGGUGUGGUGAUUGUCAGGCAGAAUUUUCUUCCUAUGAACAGUUCCUAAUUCAUAAGAUGCUGUGGGAACAAUACAAGUUAGUACUUAGAGAAGCAGAACGCAUUCCAGGGCUUCGACUUCCUGAGUUUGUAAAAGUACCUAAAACCACGAAUAAGGAAGAGACUUCAAAGACAGACAACUUAAUAGUGAGAAUGGUGACUGAAACAGAAAUAGAGUCUGCCAACCUUCACAAAGAGAUAGUGGAGAUAAUUGAAUCUGAUAAUUCAUCUGUUUCUAGUAAAACAGAGUCUCUGAGGAUUGAUGAAAGUGUUUCUGCCAAGGAAAAUGAUUCUUCCCCAGUGCCUGAUGGAGUACCAAAGUCUACAGUUCAACUGUAUUGUAAAAUUUGUGAUCGUUACUACAAAAAUAAAUUUGUACUAAUAGUACAUAACAAGACAGUUCACAGUGCUGCGCGACCAUACAAAUGCCCAACCUGCCGGCAAGGCUUCAAGACCAAAGGAUCUCUGGUUAGACAUGUGCGCACGCACACAGGUGAGAAACCUUUUCAUUGCCAGAAGUGUGGAAGAGGUUUCAUUGAAUCAUGGGGUCUCUCUCGCCAUUUGUACCUAGUGCACAAAAGACCACGUGGUGCUUUGAAACCAAAUGACUUCCAAGUCUUCGUUACAAGAAUGGCAACAGAAGCUACAGAGGAGUCAAAGUAGGAGUGAGGUAUCUCAACCAGAUUCAAUUUAAGCCAACUCUCUCAGACAACCUCCAGUUAUCAUCAUUACCAUUAAAUGUGUGCCAUAUGUGGAAUCGUUGCAACAAAUUUGUGACAUCUGUAGAGUGGUUUGGUUACAAAAAAAUGCCAUAUUCAUUUCAUUAAGGUAACCAUGUACACAAAUAAUCGAAUUUUUGAACAUUUUUUUUAUUUUCCUAUAAAAUUCUCUGUGUUUUUCUGAACAAUUGAUAUAUAAUACAUAUACAUUAGUCAAAUAAUAAGCUAGGAAAAAUAGAAAUACAUUGUUCAGUCAGUGACAAUUAUUCUACUUUUCGAGUAUGCACUAAGAGCCCAGUAGCAUGAUUUUAUAUAGUAAGCUGUAAGACAGGUGAACAGUUGUAUUCUGUAGCCUUUGGAUUUGUCUGUCUAUUCCAUCUGUCAGCAUUAUUUAGAACAGCUGAUUGUUCAAGUGACAAUACUUUUGUAAUAUUGUUUGUUUACAUAAACAGUGUUUGUAUUUAGUGAGCUAACUGCAGUGUUUAGUGUAUUUACAAUGCCUAGAAUAAGAAAGUUUGGAAGAAAUAAGUAUAAAGGGAACCAGUUUGAUUCACAAUCAAAAUCAACAACACCUAACAUAUCCAAUGUUAGUAGUUCUCCAGUUUCUAACCCUGUCUCAAAUGUAGGCUCUAGGCCUAGUUCUCCUGAUGAUGGUGAGGUAAGAUGUUUUUAUCUUUCUGCUUCUGAGAAUAAGCUUCGAUAUGUGAAACUGUGUGGCAAUAAAUGUGAUUACCUACCAGAUAAAAAUACCAAAGGGAAUUUCAUUAUUGACUUGGAGGUGUUGAACAAUAACCUAUCAUUAUUUGUAAAAUGCAGUGAAUGUGAUGGCACAAAUUGUGUUGAAAUCGUUGAGAAACCUAUACAUAGGAAAGGUCUAGCUGUUAUGUUGGUUUUGUUAUGCAGUAUCUGUGGAUCUGAAAAGCCUUUUUACAGUAGUAAGAUAACACCAAAAAAUGUAUUUGACAUCAAUGUGCGCUGUGUUUAUGCCCAUCGUUCUAUAGGAAAAGGUAAAGCAGCAGCGGAAACAUUGUGCGCUGUAAUGGACCUGCCACGACCACCUACCAGAUUUCAGAAAUAUAAUAAAAUAAUUAGUGAUUCAAUUGAAGAAGUAGCGGAAAAUAUAAUGAUUGAAGCUGCUCGUGAAGCAAUAGCAGAAAAUGACGAUGACCUAAAUAUAGCUGCAUGUUUCGAUGGGACAUGGCAGAAACGAGGGCAUAAAUCACUGAAUGGCGUGUUUACCGUUACAAGUAUGGACACUGGCAAGGUAUUAGAUGCUGUUUGUUUAUCUAAAUACUGUUGCUGUAGUAUCAAAAAGAGAUUGUCUGAUACACAUGAUGAACAAUGUACCAAGAAUUUUGAGGGUUCUAGUGGUGCCAUGGAGGUAGCUGGAGCAAAACAAGUUUUUGAAAGGUCCCAUACUCGAGGUUUACGCUAUGUAAAAUAUUUGGGUGAUGGUGAUAGUAGUGCUUUUCAGUCUGUUAUUGAGUCCAAACCGUAUGGUGACGAUGUAAUAAUAAGCAAAUUGGAAUGUGUUGGACACAUACAAAAAAGAAUGGGGAGUAGAUUGCGAAGGCUCAAGACAAAAAUGCGAGGUGAGAAGUUAUCGGACGGAAAACCUCUGGGUGGAAAAGGAAAAUUGACAGAUCAGGUGAUUGAUAGCUUACAAGUGUACUAUGGUAAGGCUAUUCGAGACAACACUGAUAGUGUAGAAAAUAUGAGAACAGCAGUUUGGGCCACUUACUUUCACAAGAUCUCCACUGACGACCUACCCCAACAUGAACUGUGUCCAAAGGGCGUACAGUCCUGGUGCAAAUACCAAAGGUCAAAAAUUACUGGUGAAAGGUACAACCACAAGCACAAUGUACCAGAAGCUGUGAUGAAUGUAAUAAAACCUAUAUUUCGAGACCUCACAUCAUCAGAGUUAUUGAAAAAAUGUGUUCAUGGCCGAACCCAAAACUGCAACGAAUCGUUAAAUAACGUGAUUUGGACCAGAAUACCAAAAAACAAUUUUGUAACCUUAUCUACACUAAAAGUAGGUGUAUGGGAUGCCAUAAUAACAUUCAAUACAGGAGCCCUAGGAAAAGUUCAAGUGUUACAGAAACUUUGCAAUGAAGCUGGUAGAAACUGUGUUAUAGGCCUACAACAUAUCGACCAAAUAAGGAUUUUGGAGGCUAAAUAUGCCAAUAAAAUUAACAGUAAGACCAAGAGGAAAGCCAAAAGAAACCUAAAAAGGAACAAAGAAGACAAAGAAGAUGAAUCAACUGUGCAAUAUGGUGCAGGAAACUUUUAGUUUAUAAGGAACCACAUAAAGACAGUUUUUUGCCUCUAGCGAAAAAUCAACUUUUUUAUAGGUAGGUACCAUUUUUUCCUAAACUAAUAGUUUGAUUUACCUGAUUUUUUUACAGAGUUACUGGAUACAAUUUCAAACAAUGUUAACCUAGUUUUAUAACCAAAUUAGUCCACAGUUAUUAAUAAAAAAUAUAUAAAUUUAUAAAAGUGAAAUUUUUUUUAAAGUUUUUAAAACAAAUUCUUUUACAAAAAAUUAUUAUUAUUUUGAAUUAGUAAUAGGUUAACAUUGUAGAUACAUAUAUAAAUUAUGACAGGAAAAAAUUUCAUUGCUCUACUAUUUAUAGUUUGUUUUUAAAUGGUACCCAAAGUUGUCCAAUUUAACAUUGGCGGGAUAGGGCGUACAUGGUUACCUUAAGUCUUGUCGAGUCAAGUGUAUCACAUUUUUUUAAACAUAUACAUCAUAAAAAAUCUCAUCAUCAUUUUUUGUCGGUAUUCAUUGUAACAUACAGUAUUAUGGUUAUCUCAUCGUUCCAUUAUCAGUACUAACCUAGAAUUCAUUGCAAUGGUCUUGCUGUCACGACAGGCAGGCAUUCGUUCCAGUUGAACCCUUUAAUUUUCGCUGUCGCAAUUCCAUAACCAUUCCAUUUACAGAGUAUCAUGACAAGACAGAUCCAGUUGCAACGACCCACCUCUGAUGACAUUACAUGUGAAACCUUCAAUUUAUUGUUAUUAUUUUCAUACUUAUCAAUCAUGUAUCUGGAUAUAAAUAUGUUUUAAUGUUCAGUUUAAUAUUCUACUAAUUUAAUUACAACUAGGUACUAACAGCUAGGUACUUUAUUUUUCUUAUGGUUUUUAUCUCUUUUCUUUAUUUGUGUUUGUUUACUCUCAAUAUAUAUUUUUCUUGAUUUAUUCUUCAAUAGACACCUAUAGUUAGAACUUAUUAUAGUUCGAAUCAUACACCAAUAUUCACACCUAUGCAAACACUUAUCACUCAUGUGUCUGGAUAUAAAUAUGUUUUAAUGUUCAGUUUAAUAUUCUACAAAUUUAAUUACAACUAGGUACUAACAGCUAGGUACUUUAUUUUUCUUAUGGUUUUUAUCUCUUUUCUUUAUUUGUGUUUGUUUACUCUCAAUAUAUAUUUUUCUUGAUUUAUUCUUCAAUAGACACCUAUAGUUAGAACUUAUUAUAGUUCGAAUCAUACACCAACAUUCACACCUAUGCAAACACUUAUCAAUCAUGUGUCUGGAUAUAAAUAUGUUUUAAUGUUCAGUUUAAUAUUCUACAAAUUUAAUUACAACUAGGUACUAACAGCUAGGUACUUUAUUUUUCUUAUGGUUUUUAUCUCUUUUCUUUAUUUGUGUUUGUUUACUCUCAAUAUAUAUUUUUCUUGAUUUAUUCUUCAAUAGACACCUAUAGUUAGAACUUAUUAUAGUUCGAAUCAUACACCAACAUUCACACCUAUGCAAACACUUAUCAAUCAUGUGUCUGGAUAUAAAUAUGUUUUAAUGUUCAGUUUAAUAUUCUACAAAUUUAAUUACAACUAGGUACUAACAGCUAGGUACUUUAUUUUUCUUAUGGUUUUUAUCUCUUUUCUUUAUUUGUGUUUGUUUACUCUCAAUAUAUAUUUUUCUUGAUUUAUUCUUCAAUAGACACCUAUACUUAGAACUUAAUAUAGUUUGAAUCAUACACCAACAUUCACACCUAUGCAAACAGAUAAAAGUUCUUUUUAUUAAGUUUUCAAUUUUUUAAAUGAAUAAUAUAAUGUUAAAUUUACCAAUGUGUAAAAUACAAAUUUAUGAAGUAUAAUUUGAUGUUUUGAGUUAGUGAUAAGGUUAUAUGACGUUAAGAAUAAUUUUUAUGAAUAUUAAUAAAAAAUCAUAACAAAAUA